Carlito syrichta (Philippine tarsier) is the source of this 847-nucleotide messenger RNA. It is a transcript of the gene RPS19BP1, whose product is annotated as ribosomal protein S19 binding protein 1. Lineage: Eukaryota; Metazoa; Chordata; Mammalia; Primates; Tarsiidae. Bases 48 to 458 code for a protein of 136 amino acids. Gene Ontology annotation, cellular component: nucleolus. The transcript is spliced from 4 exons. Gene Ontology annotation, molecular function: enzyme binding. The record is from RefSeq and is a predicted model, not a curated record.
GCGAAGACGGAAGUGACGUGGACUCGUGGGCGGAGCUAGGCGCAGCAAUGUCUGCUGCCUUGUUGCGGCGCGGCUUGGAGCUGCUGGCGGCGUCUGAGCCCCCCCGGGCCGCGCCAGGUCAGGCCGAGCCGAGCCGGGCUCCGACGAAGCGGGCCCGGAAGGCGAAGGCCACCCAGGCCCAGAAGCUUCGGAACUCGGCCAAGGGAAAGGCGCCCAAAUCUGCACUGGCCGAGUAUCAGAAGCGGGAGUGUCGAAACCACCUCCAAGUAAAUUUGAAGUUCAUGACCAGUGCGAGAAGUGCUGUGGCUGAGCCUGUGACUCGGCAGAUUCUGCGCCAGAACCGAGGCCGAAAGGCCUGUGACCGACCUGUGACCAAGACUAAGAAGAAGAAGGCUGAGGGCACUGUGUUCACCGAGGAAGACUUCCAGAAGUUCCAGCAGGAAUACUUCGGCAACUAGGCUCCCUGGAGGACACAGUGGAAGAGGCUCUAGCUACCUCUGCUGGCCCCAGGCCCCGACCCCUGCAGCUCAUAUUCCCAAGGAAGAUGGCCUGGCUUGCGGAAGCCCUGGGGCUGGAGCCGGGUGGACGCUGGAGUGGAGCUGGUGAGCUGGAAGUCCUGGAGAGGAUUUACUCAGACUGGAGCUGGCUACUGCCGGCUUGGAAGGAGCCAUCUGCACCUGCCAGACAGGAACAUUUCUGUUUGUUUGCUUUUGCCCAGGUGGUGCCUCUGGCUGUUUGCUGUAGAACAAGGCCGGUUUCUGGGCCCUUGGGGACUAUACUUCCUACUUCCUCCAGGAGUAGGAAGGUUUCUGGGUGACUUCUGGUUCUAAUAAAUGUGGACCCAGGA